Messenger RNA from Closterium sp. Naga37s-1, 2628 nucleotides. NCBI's taxonomy places the organism in Eukaryota, Viridiplantae, Streptophyta, Zygnematophyceae, Desmidiales, Closteriaceae. The record is from the annotation of a GenBank genome assembly.
CUGCGUGAGUGGUACUUACAGUACUGCAGCCUCAGGAGAGGUGCUUCUGGAGCUAGGAGUGCUGCUGGAGCUGGUGCUAGUGCUUCCCCUCCUAGGCGGGAGCUGCCCUCUCCCCAGCGGCUCCGAGAGUGGUACGCUCGGCGCUGUAGUCUCCGGAGUGGUGCUCCUAGUGUCGCGGACCCUGGUGCUGGAGGUGCUGCUGCUGCUGGCGGUGCUGCUGGCGCUACUGGAGGUGCUGCUGGUGCUGGAGCUGCUGGAGGUGCUGCUGCUGGCGGUGCUGCUGGCGCUGCUGGAGGUACUACUGGUGCUGGAGCUGCUGGAGGUGCUGCUACUACUGGAGGUGCUGCUGGUGCUGCUGGCGCUGCUGGAGGUGCUGCUGGUGCUGGUGGUGCUGCUGGUGCUGCUGGAGCUGCUGGAGGUGCUGCUGGUGCUGGUGCUGCUGGAGCUGCUGGAGGUGCUGCUACUACUGGAGGUGCUGCUGGUGCUGUUGGAGCUGCUGGAGGUGCUGCUACUACUGGCGGUGCUGCUGGCACUGCUGGAGGUGCUGCUGGUGCUGGUGCUGCUGGAGCUGCUGGAGCUGCUGGUCCUGGGGGUGCUCGUACUGGAGGUACUGGAGCUGCUGGGACUGGGCCUGCUGAGGGGGUUGUCGCUGGAGGUGCUGAGCGGCCGCGGCCGUACUACGUUCCGCUCCUUCAGCAGGUUCUUGGUCCCCCGCCCUCUACUGGUCCUUCUCCUCCCCUACUGAGUCCACCGUCUGUCCAGUCGCAGUUACAGUCUGCCUCUCCGCUGCCUGCCCCUUCUCCUUACACUGCGCCGACGGGUAGUCUUACGGAGCGUCGUGAGCCUGAGUCUCGUCCUCCGUCGCCUGAGUCUCGUCCAGCGCCGUCUGAGUCGCGUCCAGAGUCACCUGUCCGCGCUGUCCGCUCUGGUCGUCGUGCUCCGCGUGAGCGACCUCCUCCUGUCCCUGGCACUCACUAUAUGACUCUGCGUCCUUCCACUGCUCCACAGCGUGUCCCUCUGCCGUCUCCUCCUGCGUCCUCUCUUCCUCCUCUUGCUGACCCGGAGUCUGACUCUCUUCGUGCUGCCAGUCCUACUGUCACGCGUCUCCUUGCCACUGUUGUCACUGACCCUUCCUUUGAGUCCUCUGCUGCGUCUGCUCUAGUCGCUGAGCUUGUUGACUUUGCUGCCGCCUGUCGUCUAGACUACGCCGCUAGCCUUGUUGCUGAGUCUGAGUCAGUCUGUCCUCCGUCCGUCGGGGGUGAGUGUGCCCUUGGCACGGACGUCCUUGAGGACAGACAGGAGGAGUUUGAGUGCUUUGCCGCUGCUUUGCCUCAUCUCGUGUCCAUGCUAGUUGCCCCUGAGGGAGACCCGGAUGCACCAGACAUCCCGACCCCACGCUCCUACGCAGAGGCGAUGGAGGGUCUCUACUCCUCUCAGUGGCAGACAGCCAUGGACGCAGAGAUGGCUUCCUGGAAGUCCACAGGCACCUACGUCGAUGAGGUUCCCCCACCUGGGGCGAACAUCGUCAGUGGCAUGUGGAUUUUCAGAGUGAAGCGGCCGCCGGGUUCUCCGCCUGUCUUCAAGGCGCGUUACGUUGCUCGAGGCUUCAGUCAGCGAGAGGGAGUUGACUUCUUCCAGACCUUCUCCCCGACCCCGAAGAUGACCACUCUUCGGGUUCUGCUGCACGUCGCUGCUCAGCAUGACUACGAGCUCCACUCUCUUGACUUCAGCACUGCGUUCCUACAGGGCAGCCUACACGAGGAGAUCUGGCUGCGCCGCCCACCUGGCUUCACUGGGUCGUUCCCUCCUGGUACCCAGUGGAGCCUCCGGCGGCCAGUCUACGGUCUCCGCCAGGCACCCCGUGAGUGGCACGACACACUGAGGACUACGCUUGCGGCUCUUGGGUUUGCUCCUUCUACUGCUGACCCGUCGCUGUUUCUACGCACCGACACCACUCUGCCGCCGUUCUACGUUCUCGUGUACGUCGACGACUUGGUCUUUGCUACUGCUGACACUGAGGCACUCGCCCACGUGAAGUCGGAACUGCAGAAGAGACACACGUGCACAGACCUGGGUGAGCUGACAAGCUAUCUUGGCUUGCGGAUCACCCGGGACAGAGCACAGCGCACCAUCACCUUGACUCAGUCACACAUGGUGCAGCAGGUCCUUCAGCGCUUCCGCUUCACGUACUCCUCGCCUCAGCCCACUCCUCUGCCUACCGGUCACUCGCUCUCAGCUCUGCCUUCGGAUGAGUCCGUAGAGCCGAGUGGCCCUUGUGAGGCUGAGAUCUACGCCACAGCCAUGGCUGCCCAGGAGCUACGCUGGCUCACCUACUUGCUGACCGACCUUGGAGAGCGGCCUCGUUCUCCUCUAGUGCUGUACGUCGACAACAAGGCAGCCAUUGCCUUGUGUCAGGAGCACAGACUGGAGCACAGAACGAAGCACAUCGCUCUGCGCUACUUCCUUGCUCGAGAGCUGCAGCAGCGUGGUCAGCUUCGUCUUUCGUACGUGGCCACUCGAGCCAACACUGCUGAUGUGUUCACCAAGGCGCUUCAGCCUUGUGAUCAUCAGCGUUUCUGUACUGUUCUAGGCCUUGUGCCUACUGUCCCUCACUUGCUCACUUCUUGA